Impatiens glandulifera is the source of this 613-nucleotide messenger RNA. Its product is annotated as eukaryotic translation initiation factor 1A-like. The record is from RefSeq and is a predicted model, not a curated record. Gene Ontology annotation, molecular function: RNA binding; translation initiation factor activity. NCBI's taxonomy places the organism in Eukaryota, Viridiplantae, Streptophyta, Magnoliopsida, Ericales, Balsaminaceae. Bases 55 to 492 code for a protein of 145 amino acids. Gene Ontology annotation, cellular component: cytoplasm. Gene Ontology annotation, biological process: translational initiation. The transcript has a single exon.
UUCUUCUUCUUCUAGCUAGCUAUUCAACUAACUUCCGAUCUAGGGUUUUCAGAGAUGCCGAAGAACAAGGGUAAGGGUGGUAAGAACCGUAAAAGAGGUAAGAACGAGGCUGACGAUGAAAAACGAGAGCUUGUUUUCAAGGAAGACGGCCAAGAGUAUGCUCAGGUCCUUCGUAUGUUAGGAAACGGUCGUUGCGAAGCCACCUGCAUCGACGGUACCAAACGCCUUUGCCAUAUCCGCGGAAAGAUGCAUAAGAAGGUCUGGAUUGCUGCAGGUGAUAUUAUACUUGUGGGUCUCAGAGAUUAUCAAGAUGACAAGGCAGAUGUUAUUCUAAAGUAUAUGCCUGAUGAGGCCAGGCUUCUAAAGGCUUACGGAGAGCUUCCGGAUAAUGUUAGGCUUAAUGAAGGCAUCGCUGGUGGGUUGGAUGAAGAGGAUGAUGGUGCUGGUGAUGAUUAUAUUGAAUUCGAAGAUGAGGACAUUGAUAAAAUCUAGGCUUUCUUACUUGGAAUUUGUUGUGAAUAUUAUCAUUGUGUUUUUCAAUUUAUGCUAUGGUUAAUGAUUUCAUUCAUGAAAUGCAGCCUUUAUGAGGUUUCUCUUCACUUUGUAUCGUUUG